CUCGAGUUUGGUGUCCCGGCCCAGCAGGAUGCUGGCGGCUGCGCUGGGGCUGGCCCGCGGUGGGGUAAGAGUUGCUGGGCGCCCAGCAAUGCUACUGCAAGCUCGAUUUGAAGGGAAAUCUACAGCUGAGACACAGCCCACUGUUAGACCGAAGGAUGAAGUGACACAAAAGCAGCUUUAUGCCUUUGGAGAAUAUGUGGCUGAAAUCCUGCCCAAGUAUGUUCAGCAAGCCCAAGUAACGUGUUUCAACGAGCUGGAAAUUUUAAUUCAUCCAGAUGGGAUCAUUCCAGUUCUGACCUUUCUAAAAGACCACACAAAUGCCCAGUUCACGUCCUUAGCUGAUCUGACAGCAGUCGAUGUUCCAACUCGACCAAACCGCUUUGAGCUGGUUUACAAUCUCCUGUCUCUGCGUUUCAACUCCCGGAUUCGUGUAAAAACCUACACUGAUGAACUGACACCUGUUGAUUCGGCAGUCCCAGUGCAUCAAGCAGCCAAUUGGUAUGAACGAGAGAUCUGGGAUAUGUUUGGAGUAUUCUUUGCUAAUCACCCUGACCUAAGACGAAUCCUCACAGACUACGGGUUUGAGGGCCACCCAUUCCGAAAAGACUUCCCACUUUCUGGAUAUGUGGAGGUGAGGUAUGAUGACGAGGUGAAGCGGGUGGUGGCUGAGCCUGUGGAGCUGGCUCAGGAGUUCCGUAAGUUUGAUCUGAACAGUCCCUGGGAGACUUUUCCUGCCUACCGUCAGCCUCCUGAAACCUUGAAGAUAGAAGCAGGAGAGAAGAAAGAAGAAGUCAAAUAGCAGCAGGAAGGCUGGGAACAUUUCCGUGUUGCUGCCUUCCUCUUUGGUCGAAUGAAAUAUUUAUAUCUA
Messenger RNA from Euleptes europaea (tarantolino), 868 nucleotides. It is a transcript of the gene NDUFS3, whose product is annotated as NADH:ubiquinone oxidoreductase core subunit S3. The coding region runs from base 29 to 799 and encodes 256 amino acids. NCBI's taxonomy places the organism in Eukaryota, Metazoa, Chordata, Lepidosauria, Squamata, Sphaerodactylidae. Gene Ontology annotation, molecular function: NADH dehydrogenase (ubiquinone) activity. The transcript has 7 exons. The record is from RefSeq and is a predicted model, not a curated record.